AUGACUGGUGCUGAAAACAUAGUAAUUAAGACAUGUUUGUUUACGACUGAUGCAUAUUUUGUUGAUAAUGUGGUGCAGACGGUUACUUCUGAUAUUCAAAAGGAAAAAGAGAAGGUGUUAGAUGAUGUUGAAGGUGACGACGUUGAUAAAGACACUACUAGUUCUUCUAGUUCAUCAGAAGAUGAAAUGAUUGAUGAGGUUGAACGCGAAAGGAGAAUGAGAGAAGAGAUAGCAAAAGAAAAGUUGAUCAAGAAGAGGAAGAGGCAAGAACAGGAGGAUGCUCCUUGUGUUCCUUCUCUGCAGCAUGUUUCAGAGUCACAAUCCACUCCGAAAGGUCAUAAGAAAGCUGCAAGUCGAAAAAGAGCAACACUGAAGCAUAGAGUGUCGAAGAGACCUAAAAAGAUCUUUCAGAAGACUCCUACACCUCCACAUAUCUUCAGCACACCUCCACUCACCCAAGUACAACCUGGUUCUUCUAGUAAAGGUCUUCCGACACCGCAAGAUAACCUGCUAGACAUUGGUGACUUCGACUUUGAAAAUAAUUCACAAGUGUUGAAAUUGGAAAAGAAAUUGGAGAAUGUGAUAGUAGAGAACAAAAGGUUGGCAACCGAGAACAAGAAGGCAGCUGACAGAGAAAAACUGCUUGUGAAUCGUGUACAAGGGUUAGAAAAGAAGGUUGAAACAGAUCAAACUGAAAUUGAUAUUCUAAAAGUUCGUGUGUCUGAACUUGAAGAAGAGAGGAAUCGUCGAGAAAGUGAGAAUGAAUAUUACAAAUUGAAGAAUAAAGAGCUUACAUCAGAUAAGGCAUUACAUGAUCAUAAGUUCUACAUGCUGAAUAGGGUUGUUGAAAAUGUGCUUGGAAUGUCAGUUGAUCAAAAGUUUGAAGAGUUGAAGCUAGAAGACCUUCGUGCUGAACGUCAAGCAGAAUUAGAAAGGCAGAUGAAAGAUAAGGGUAAAGGGGUUGAAGGAAGUUCAGCUAUGCCUGAAAUGGCUCUUGUACCUUCGAUGGUGAUAGAUAAUCCUGAGCCUAUAUCUGCAGUUUCUGGCUUAUUCGAAGAAGAAACUCCAACGCAUGAAUUAAUUGGAGGUUCAGGUGUUAGAGUUUCCGAAGCUUCCAAUGAAAAAGUCGUUGAAGAUUUGAUGAACGACACCGUGAAUGAAGAAAGUGGUGAAGCUGAGGGAAAGGGGGAGUCGAGUAAGACGCAGAUUGUUGAGCAUCAUGAGCCAUUGUUCGUGCGUCUAGAGGUGUAUAAGGAAAUGCUUAAAGAUGUAAACCCUGAAAUUUCCUUUGAUUUUGAAAAGGAUUUAGAAUCGUUUGAUAUUAAUAAACAGCAAGAUUAUAAGUAUGAUUAUGUUGAAGAUGCUGAUCAAUAUGAUCGAGUUGAAGUAGAAGAAUGUUCUGAUAGUGAAGAUGUUCCUGAAGACACAUCUAAAUUUCCAACGUUGAUGGAAUUCUUCGUAGCUGAGAAUAGAGAAGAGUUACGACAAAAGGUGACUGAAGCUGUGAAUGACAAUGUGUUUGAAUGUUUGAGGAAAGAUGCUGAAAAGGAAGGCCAGUCGAAUGUAGAAAAAGAAGAUCGUUCUAAAUGGUUUAAAGAUACUCAUGAAAGAUAG
Helianthus annuus (common sunflower) is the source of this 1614-nucleotide messenger RNA. Its product is annotated as glutamic acid-rich protein-like. Lineage: Eukaryota; Viridiplantae; Streptophyta; Magnoliopsida; Asterales; Asteraceae. The record is from RefSeq and is a predicted model, not a curated record. The transcript is spliced from 3 exons. The coding region runs from base 1 to 1614 and encodes 537 amino acids.